Molecule: messenger RNA, 1669 nt
Organism: Cajanus cajan (pigeon pea)
Lineage: Eukaryota; Viridiplantae; Streptophyta; Magnoliopsida; Fabales; Fabaceae
Gene: IPT5
Product: isopentenyltransferase 5
Biological process (GO): tRNA modification; cytokinin biosynthetic process
Cellular component (GO): mitochondrion
Molecular function (GO): tRNA dimethylallyltransferase activity
Source: RefSeq, a predicted model, not a curated record
UGUGGAUUCCUACGCCAGACAAUCCCUCCCUCCCCCGCAAACUUUGAACUUUCUUCUCCCCUUAAUAUUUCCUCUCUCAAAAAUCAACAACCAACCCGACACAUAAUAUAAUCUUCAAUUCCUCUGGCCGCGUCUUUCACACGGACGUGUGCAGGUAGAGUUAAAAGAUGAAGAUGUCAAUAUCAUCAGUGUGUGCCUGCAAACAAGAGCUGCCCCUAGUAAAUAUACAAAAGGGACUAAGGAUGGAGUCGUUAUUUCAGCAGAGGAGCAAGGAGAAGGUGGUGGUGAUAAUGGGGGCGACGGGAACAGGGAAGACGAAGUUGGCCAUCGACGUGGCAAAACACUUUCAACCAGCGGAGAUAGUGAACUCGGACAAAAUGCAAGUGUACAAGGGCCUUGACAUCACCACGAACAAGGUGAGCGAAGAGGAGUGUUUGGGGGUCCCACAUCAUCUGCUAGGCACUGUGGACCCUAAUAUAAAUUUCACAGCCAACGACUUCUGUCGCCACGCCACGCUGGCAAUCGACUCCAUCGUGGAAAGGGACGGCUUACCCAUCAUCGCUGGCGGCUCCAACUCCUACCUCGACGCGCUCGUCAACCACCACACCGAGUUCAGGUUAAGGUACGACUGCUGCUUCCUCUGGGUCGACGUCGCUCUCCCCGUUCUCCACUCCUCCCUCCAGGCACGUGUCGACCGCAUGAUCGACGCCGGCCAGCUCCACGAGGUUCGCCAGUUCUUCGACCCGCGUGCCGACUACACCAGGGGGAUUCGGAGAGCCAUCGGGGUCCCCGAGUUCGACCACUUUCUCGCCGCCGAGGCCUCCGGCGCCGACCAGACCACGCUCCACCGACUCCUCCAGGCUGCCAUUGCCAGCCUCAAGAUCAACAACUGCACGCUCGCCAACCGUCAGAUUCAGAAGAUUCACCGCUUGCACGCCUUGUGGAAACGCAGCAUGCACCGCCUCGACGCCACCGAGGUAUUCCUCGGAUCGCGCGACGCCUGGCACGAUCACGUCCUCUCCAACACCUUGCUCAUCCUCCACAAAUUCCUCUACGACGACACCAAAACGCACCUCCCCGCCGGAAUCCUCUCCCGGAAAGUUUCCCCCCUGCCGGUAGCCAUGGCGGCUACCCAUUAGAGAGGUAGGCCUGGAGAGAGAAUCUAUCUAUACACACCACACAAUACAAAGGUCGCACCACACACUAUGGCAUUGGCAUUCCAUAUCUUUUUUGUGUUUUUUUAUUUUUAUUUUUAUUAUACUCUAUAUUCCAGGUCAUGUCACUGGUAGUAAAUGUUUUACUUACUAUAUAUAUAUAUAUACAGAAAAAUAAAUAUAACAUAUGUAUAAUCCUUUGUUUAUGGAAAAUGUAUUUCUUUAAUAAGGGUUACGUUACGUCAGUAUCAGGGUAUUCCGUAUAAAUUAAUUAAAUAGGGUAAUGGAGCAUAGCAUAUACCAUCCCUGCUUUGUUGGCUAACGUUGUGGAGUGGACCUACAGUGUAACCGUUGCACUCGGGAAAUGCUUGUUAAAUUAGAUACUGAUGUGACCCGAUUUUAUUUUAACUUUUCGCGCAUUAAAUUAUAUCAUCUUCUUCCUGCAUACAGUGCCACCCAGUGUGUGGUUAAUUAUAAUCAUUACGAAAAAAAUCUCAAAAUAAAUAUAUUUCAAG